AUGAUCCAACUCCUGGCCCCGGCAAGGGACGGCCUAGACAAAGACAAGUAUUGCGAUUAUCAUAGAAACCGGGGUCACGACACCGAUGAAUGCCAUGUCUUGAAGGGAUUGAUUGGAGAUCUUUUGCGCUCGGGAGAACUGGCGCAGUUUGCUGCCGAGAAAAAGAAGAGCCGACGCCGAGGUUGGAAGAAAUAUUUCAAAAAGUUUGACAAAGAAAAGAAGGACAAGGGGCCCGAGCCCGACCAUGAUCCUCCCGCCACUGGAUCAAAACAGAUUAUCCAUGUCAUCUUCGGCGGACCAGAGGGAGGGGAAGAUCCCGACCAGCGUCGGGCUUGGUCGAGGAACCUGCCCGUGUGCUCGAUCAACACCGAUCAACCGGAGAAGAGAAUGAAGGAGGAGCCUAUAACUUUCACCGAUCGAGACCUCCCUCUCGGAGGAGACCAGUCGGCCGAAGCUUUGGUCGUCACUAUCGACAUUUGUUGUGCCGAGGUUCGAAGAGUGAUGGUGGACACGGGGAGCAGUGUUAACGUCUUGUACUUGGAGGCGUUCCGAAACUUGAAAGUGGAUAGUUCUACUCUAAAGCCGGUCCGAACGCCGCUCUCAGGCUUCACUGGCGAUCUGAUUCACCCGGAGGGAACGGUCGUGCUCCCUGUGGAGGUCGGGAUUUACCCGCAGGUCUUGAAGGUGGCGAUGGAAUUCAUCGUCGUAAACCUGGAAUGUGUGCACAACGUCAUCUUGGGCCGACCGGGAAUAGCCCAGAUGAAGGCGAUUAUCUCCAUGCCUCAUUUGUAUAUGAAGUUCCCGACCCCGGAAGGCGUUGGUAUAGUGCGGGGAGACCCGCGAUCGGCAAGGUUGUGCUAUGUUCGGGCGGUAGAGAAACAAGCGGCGAGUACGUCUUGCGUGAACACCAUUGCCCGACGGAAAGAUGAAGAGAAGAAAGAACAACCUGGGCCGUCCGAGCCGGAAAAGAAGUCCCCUUGGAUUUGA
Ipomoea triloba (trilobed morning glory) is the source of this 987-nucleotide messenger RNA. RefSeq lists its product as uncharacterized. The transcript has a single exon. The coding region runs from base 1 to 987 and encodes 328 amino acids. The record is from RefSeq and is a predicted model, not a curated record. Lineage: Eukaryota; Viridiplantae; Streptophyta; Magnoliopsida; Solanales; Convolvulaceae.